AUGAUUCCAGAUGAGGUGGACAUCUCAGUGAACGCAGUGAAAAACUGCAAGCUGAAUGGUGAUUGUUCGCCUAGCUUAAAUAAAAAAGAGAAGAGAUUGUUCAAGCCCCAUGUGGAAGUGCAGCUCAGAAAGGGAGUGGCAAAGUCGCAAAUCGAAAAGCGGAUCCCGGAAUUGGAAUCGUUCAUCAGAAAGCAGAAGAAUUUACGAAACUGGGUCCCAAGCACUGUAGAACCAUCAGAUGCAGCCAGUGGUGACAAUGACUCACUUGCCAAUCUUAUUCAUGGGAUAGUAAUUGGUUGCACAAACUUUCCCGAUGCUUGCCCUCUGAAUUCAUUGUUGGAAGACGUGAAACUCGAUGAGCAUAAUGUGCACUUCUAUCGACUUAACACCGAUGGGGCCAUGAAUCAGGCACUAUCAGUUGACGACAAUUCCGAUGACAAUUCAAUUGGUUCAAUCCUAUGGCAGUUGCCAUGCAGCGAAUUUGAAAAUCUUUGGGAAAACUUAGUCUACGAUUCCGAUCUGAAAAACGAGCUUAUGUCGUAUGUACAUGCCUUAAUUCAACUCUCUGACAAAGGAGCCGACAUGAAAGUGAUAAAUGUCAAUCACCUCAUUAUUCUACUCGGUCCUCCUGGUACUGGAAAAACAUCGCUUUGUCGUGGCAUAGCUCAACAUCUAUCCAUUCGACUGAACUCUCGAUUUUCUAGUUCCGUAAUGGUGGAGAUCAACAGUCAUAGCUUGUUUUCUAAGUGGUUCUCUGAGAGUGGCAAACUCGUCUUGAAAAUGUUCGAUCAAAUCGAUGAAUUAGCAGAAGAUGAUAGAUGCAUGGUAUUUGUGCUUAUCGAUGAGAUCGAAUCCCUCGGAAUGUCACGUGAUGCUUCAACUAGUAGAGGUGAUCCAGCCGAUUCUAUUCGUGCGGUCAAUGCUCUGCUAACUCAGAUUGACAGAAUUAGGCGGAGAACAAAUGUAAUCGUUCUUUGUACAUCCAAUAUGGAAGGCUGCCUUGAUCGAGCGCUUCUGGAUCGCGCUGAUGUCGUAAGACAUGUAGGACAACCCUCAGCGAACGCGUUGUAUUCGAUCCUCUCUAAAUGCGUCGGAGAGCUUAUCAGAAUCGGUCUUGUGGUGACUGACGAACAGGUACCCUCUAUCAGAGAACUUAAAGCUAUAGAACCAGAAUGUUCGGUAGGGCGUGAACUGAUGGAAUUAGCUGUAUUGGCUCUAGGUUUAAGCGGACGAUCUAUACGUCAGGUCCCAGCCUUAGCAUGGUCUAAAUCGGACGAGGAAUCGGUUUCCCUUUCUACAUGCUUAUCACUGUUCAAGGAGGCGAUUUUGGAGAAAACUGAAUUGCGAAGAUAA
Messenger RNA from Haemonchus placei, 1353 nucleotides. The record is from the annotation of a GenBank genome assembly. NCBI's taxonomy places the organism in Eukaryota, Metazoa, Nematoda, Chromadorea, Rhabditida, Trichostrongylidae.